GGCUCGGAGCUGAAGGCGUUGGAGGCUCAGGAUGGAUCCGACCUGCUGGAGACUCACUCUGACCCUUGUUGUGGUCAUGAGCUGCAUCUACAACACAGAAGCUUCAUUGUCCCGGCACAUGGACGACUUCAUCGCAGUGGUGAAGCAGCUGGAGGACCGGGUCCCCGGGGCCGAGCCGCUCGCGGUGCUGCAGCGGCUGCGCUGGGCCGCUGGUCUGAGGGAUCCAUUCAUCCAUCACUUCCUUGGAGAUGUGGAUUCCAGCGGUUUCGAGGUGGACGCCGGCCUCUUGGAUUACAUCAGGAAGUCUGUGCCGUACGGAGUGAGCGAUGAUGGCAGAGAGGAGGGCGUGGUCCUGACCUCUGACGGCACCACCGUGGCCCUCAGGCCUCUCCUCCUGGGCCUCGAGGCCGGCUUCCUGUCCAAGAGGAGUGAGAAGGUCCGGGGUCUGUACCAGCUCACUCUGGCCAGAGCCCUGGGCCGGUCCCUCAGCCACGGCUCUGCUCUCAGCCGGCGUCUGGGGACGGACGGCUGCUGGGACAGUUUGACCUCUCCGCACGUCUUCACCCUGUCCGACCCCCCCACUCUGCUCACCACCGCUCACGUCAACGGGGGCAUGGAUGGAGUGAUCCUGGGGAUGGAGGCCAGAACCACCAGGCUCAGCAGUCUGCUCACAGAGUACUACUGUCACCAGCUGGACCGGGAGGGACUGGACGCCGCGCCACGCCUCGUCAGCCGCCGCCGCCGGGGGAACUUCAGGGAGCUGCUGCCCCCCCCAUCGCUGGCCAGACAUGUGAUGAAGUCAGUGCAGCUGCAGCGGAGUCUGGAGAGGAAGUCAGUGAUGGAGGUGAAGGAGAAGAAGCAGCUGACGGCCGCGGUGAAGGAGGGAAUGAAGGAGUUCGUCCACAUGUACAUGGAUUGCCCUCCCAUCAUCCCCAGGUGCAUGUGGGGUGCAGAGCCGUACCGAGGAACCCCCACCAACCUGACGCUGCCGCUCUCCUUCCUGUACAUCCACCACACGCACUCCCCCGGCCUGCCCUGCCUCACCUUCCAGCAGUGCUCUGCAGACAUGCGCUCCAUGCAGCGCUUCCACCAGGUGGACCGGGGCUGGGACGACAUCGGAUACAGCUUCGUGGCCGGCUCAGACGGGAACAUCUACCAGGGCCGGGGCUGGCACUGGAGAGGAGCUCACACCCUGGGACACAACUCCAUCGGCUACGGGGUUUCUUUCAUCGGAGACUACGCCAGCAGUCUGCCUUCCCAGCAUUCAAUGGGGCUGGUGAGAGAUCAGCUGGCGUCCUGUGCGGUCGGCGGUGGGCGACUGGAGGCCGGCUUCACGCUGCAGGGCCACAGACAGGUGGUGGACACGUCCUGUCCUGGAGACGCUCUCUAUAAGGAGAUCACAAGCUGGGAGCACUUCGGGGAGGUGAAGAAGAAUUGAUGAUCAACUUCACAAGAAGAAGAACUUUGGACAAACCAAACUUCACACAAUAAAUAUGUUUGUGUU
This is a messenger RNA of Limanda limanda (common dab), 1504 nucleotides long. It is a transcript of the gene pglyrp6, whose product is annotated as peptidoglycan recognition protein 6. Gene Ontology annotation, molecular function: peptidoglycan immune receptor activity; N-acetylmuramoyl-L-alanine amidase activity; peptidoglycan binding. Bases 32 to 1438 code for a protein of 468 amino acids. The record is from RefSeq and is a predicted model, not a curated record. The transcript has 5 exons. NCBI's taxonomy places the organism in Eukaryota, Metazoa, Chordata, Actinopteri, Pleuronectiformes, Pleuronectidae. Gene Ontology annotation, biological process: peptidoglycan catabolic process; detection of bacterium; defense response to Gram-positive bacterium.